AUCGGUCGAUGUCGUUGUCCGGACGUUACAACGCCCGAAUAAGUUCCGGAUUCGCGGGUCCAUAUCGGUCCACUAUCGGAUAGGCCGGAGCGCAACCCCAGAGAAGAGACGCAAUAAUUACCCUUUCGCUCGUCCGCCAAAUUCUUUUUGGGAUCAGGGUGGAAUGGUGCGAUAUGCGCGAACAAGGGGUGUUGGAUGACCUAGGAAAGAAUGGGCAGGACGCUGGCGCCGUAUGUCUUACUGGAGAGCAGAGAAACACACAACAAACAGUUGCGUCAGCUGGUCUACCAGUCCUGACCUGGAAUCGACUAUGAUCAGCAUCCAGAUCACCGUUUAUCACGGCACCGUAUUGGGUGAUUCCAUGCCAAGCCCAUCAGGUGGCUGUGAGAAGAUGGAAUCUGAGAAGCGAAGCCAAGCCCGACCAAGCCAAAAGCCGCGACGGCCUGAGGUGAGGGUGACGACAGAGCCCUCAGCGCCCCUGUCUGCAGGGGUCUUUCGAUGUCGGGGGUCGGCGCAUCGGUGUCGAUCAGCGCCCCGCCUCCCGAACGGAGAGGGUGAAAGGGGCGAAGUUGGGCGGAGGGGGACCCGAAAAGGUGGGAUAGUGGGAUUGUGGGUGCCCGCAGUGCAUCAGUUGGGACCAUCGACGGUGAUCCCCACGCCCACUUGCAGUGGCGGACUCUGACGGCGCCGAUUAUCGUUCUCUCGAUGGGUUUUACUGGGCGGGCGGGCGG
Messenger RNA from Ilyonectria robusta, 731 nucleotides. RefSeq lists its product as uncharacterized. The record is from RefSeq and is a predicted model, not a curated record. The transcript has a single exon. Bases 233 to 682 code for a protein of 149 amino acids. Lineage: Eukaryota; Fungi; Ascomycota; Sordariomycetes; Hypocreales; Nectriaceae.